Symbiodinium pilosum is the source of this 1788-nucleotide messenger RNA. NCBI's taxonomy places the organism in Eukaryota, Dinophyceae, Suessiales, Symbiodiniaceae. The record is from the annotation of a GenBank genome assembly.
AUGCCACUGCCGGCAGCAGAAGCCAGUGCAGCCAUUGCAGCUGCUGCUACUGCGGCAUCGGCCUUUGCGGAAAAUGUGGCCUUGGGGGAGCUCGCGCUCCAAGGCAAACCUGCACAGCCUGCCCCAGAUCCUGGUUGCUGGCAGGAUGGCUACAGUGCGGAGCUAUGUUGCAGAGACCCCCCCGUCACUGAUUGUUGGGAUGCUGUGUUCACACGUCAGCGUUGCUGCGCCCAGGCUACGAAGCCCCAGGCAACAGGCGAACCGCAUCUCUCUGCAGAGGUGGCGGCAGUCGUGGCUGCAGCGGCAGCGCGCAACGUGCAGGCGGGCGAGCACCAGGAGCUGCCACCGAAGAAGGAGCUGAGUGAAGCAAACGAGCAGCAAGUGUUCCUGCGGCAAGAAGCACAGCGGCGGUGGCCUGCCUAUUUCAACAGGGCGCACGAAACCCUUAAUGCUGCUCAAGGGUCAUCCCCUGGCCAGCCUUCCAGCAAACCAGAUCCGGUUCAGCUUUAUCAUUUGCUGUAUGAAAGCAUAAACCAGGUAGUUGGAGGCCUUGCAUUGGCCGCCGACGCCUCGCAAAGCGAUGCCGAGCUGAAUUCAGCGUUUCUGAAUGCAGCUGUUUUGCUUGCUCGCUUGGCCCGUGCCAGCCGCGGGACACCGCUGGAGCAUGAGGAUUUCUCCGCCCAGGCUAGUGCGGCGGCUGCGCUGGGCUGCCGGCAUCCAGGCAGCGCGCAGUGUAACCUGACUGAGAGCCUGCGUCGACUGGAGAUGCCCCCAGAAAUUGGCAUUGACUGGCUUCGAGAAGCCUUGCGGGAGAUGAAUGCAAGCCAGGAAGAGAGGGUGGAGCAUCUGCAAAGAUACCAGCGCACUUGGCUGAAGUAUUCUCAGAAUCCUGCCAAAGCAUUGUGGCGGCCUGCAGGUCCGGAUGGUCAUCAAGGUGGGCGCACAAAUACCUACAACCCGCUGGAAACGGGGCAGCUGCGGCAAAGUGUGCGUGGGUCCGGAAGCAUUUGGCAGCUGUUUCCAACGUACAUCAUGGCGCGGGAGAUAGGCCAUGCGUUUUCUUCAUCGAGGGAAGCUGACAGCUGCGUGGCAUGCCAGCAGCUCACUUCGAUCGUGCUUCAGAAGUACCAGCAGUUCCGAGACACGGGAUUCGCCCAGAACAGCCGGCAAGAUGAUGUGAACAAUGCAUUCUUCAAUUGGCAACUUACCCAUGAUGCGGAGCAGGAGGAGGAUGGGUCAGCAGUGUGGCCCGAGCUGUAUCGAGACUCCAAGGACUUCCAGGAACUAAAAGCCUUGGUGAAGCUCUCAUCGCUGGAGUACCUUCAGCAGAUCUACUCGGCAACGUUGUCUGAUGCAGAUCUUGCACAGCUUGAGCUCUCUAUCUGGGCUUCUGUGACUCCACCCAGUAUAGGUGCAGAGGACAAGACCAUGGGCUUGGCAUUCCAUGACCAUCCCCUGGCACUCCUCAGUGGCGUUUUCUACGCUGAAGCAGGGGGUGAGCUUGUCGCGGACCGCACACCCACGGUCUUUGCCGACCCGCGCGGAACGACCGCCUUCCGCUACACGCGGAUGCGCAGCGAUGAUGGGGAAGCUACGCUGGAGCCCACAGCUCCCUUUCAUCGGCUGGCUUAUGCUCACCCAAGGAAUGGCCUGUCCUUGGUGUUUCCCUCUUGGCUGGUUCAUGGUGUGGCACAGCACCGAGGCCCCAAAGACCGUGUGGUGUUUGCCUACAAUCUUCACAGUCUCCCGGGCACAACGCUUGCAAGCUGGGCCAAGACUACACUCUGA